This is a messenger RNA of Xenia sp. Carnegie-2017, 7384 nucleotides long. RefSeq lists its product as uncharacterized. The coding region runs from base 91 to 7179 and encodes 2362 amino acids. Gene Ontology annotation, molecular function: calcium ion binding. Gene Ontology annotation, biological process: cell-matrix adhesion. The transcript is spliced from 42 exons. Lineage: Eukaryota; Metazoa; Cnidaria; Anthozoa; Malacalcyonacea; Xeniidae. The record is from RefSeq and is a predicted model, not a curated record.
AUUGUAUUUAUUUCGAAUAAAGUGCCUUUGAGCAACGCAACCUUCUCAUACGCCUAACUUAAAGGCAAUCCUCAUCGAAGUACUGGGAAGAUGAAUUCAGCAAUACGGUUUAAGCUGUUUUGUCUAUUUGUUCAUUUUCUUGUGUUUAGCGUUAUUGUAAAAGGUCAAGUGGGUAGUGGUUUGUAUGAAGGUUCUAUAGAGGAAGGACUUGGUGAUGGUCGACUAGUUAAUUUCAGUAUGGAUGCACCGUUACAAUUCCAAAUUGACGUUAAUCUAACCCGCGCGGAAUGUGCUUCAGUGAACUUGCCACAGCUUGGUUUCAAUUUUAAAGGCAAAGACUUUACGAGAGCUUAUGUUUGUGCUAAUGGAUUAGUUAAGUUCAACAACCCAUCUUAUGCAGUGAAUCCUCGAAAUUUUGGGACAUAUAGUGGUCAAAACCAAGGCUCAGAAUCACUUGCGCCCUAUUGGUCGCUUGUUGAUUUAAAAUUUUUUCAAACGGGAUUUUCAAAAGUUUAUUACAGGUCAUAUGAAAACCGUAUGAACAAUUUUCAAGUGUUUGAGAGGAUUGAGAGCGCAGCAAAGGAAAUAUUAAACACUACAGAGUAUACGGCAAGUUGGGUGGCUGUUGUGACUUGGGAGAACCUUAAACCAAAACAACCUUUAAAUAACACCUAUGGCGGAGAAAAUGCUUUCCAACUCUUGUUGGCCAACACUGCCGAUAGCAAAGCCGUUACAUUGUAUAUUUAUAAAGAUAUCGACUGGUCAAUUGGGGUUUUUAGAAUGGAUUAUGCUAAUUUCAUUGGAGCAAGUGACUUACCUGUGAUUGGUUAUAAUUCAGAUAACGAAAAUUUUGAGAAUUUUCGAACCUCUGGAACAGUUAAUGCGGAAACAGUUGAUGAUUACAUGAAUCCCACAACAGGAAAACGAGGAGAAAUUGCGUUUGAUUUGAGUUUGAAGAUAACUGAAGCUCCUCUUACAAGUGCAGAAACGUGUAGGCGAUGGGUUAAUGAACAGGUUGCAGAAAACAUCAGACGGGGGAAUUGCUCAACACCUUGUGCUCCAAAUCUACAGCUGGCUUUUCUUAGUUUAGGAAGUAAAUUUAUUACAAACUACCGUAGAUUUAAGGCAGGGCUUUCAACUGAGCUUGAAAACUUCUGCAUAUUUAGCGAUCAAAUAUCAACAGGAAACAGUGCGGAUGAGUGUUGCUAUAGAUUUCUUGGUAACAAAUCUUCAUACGAACAGUCUUUUAUCACCAAUCAAUAUCAGUCAUUUUUCCUAAGCACGAGUUCUCUAAUAAAUGCUGGUCCAGGGCACUGGCAUCAGUUUCAUCCAAGACAUGAUUUUAUGAAAUUUCAAGAAGAAGAGAAUCGCUACCAAGAAUGCUGCACCAACAUUAGUAGCACCCAAGAAUCAUGUUCGUUGUUUUAUAGCGUCCGCCCAAUAUGUAAUGACUCCCUCUGGACGUUUCCAACAACGUGGGGUUCUCUGUAUGGUGAUCCUCAUUUUGUCACACUUGAUCGUAAAAACUACACUUUCAAUGGCUGUGGUUGGUACACAUAUUUUAAAGGAAAUAUCCCAGGCAACAAUAAAAGCUCCCUUGUGGUUCAAGUUCGAACGUCAAGAGUGAAUUUUGUACUGAACGCUACAGGUUUUACUGCUAUCGCAAUAAAAGAAGGUGAAACAGAGACAAUUCAGGUUAAUCUGAAUGUAUCAGGUGGGCUUAAUCUUCAAGUAAACAAGGCUGAAGUCAAUCUUCCUCCACAAAAUGGAUCCUUACUUGAUAGUGGCAUUUCUUUAUCUUAUCUUAACAAUACGUUCGAAAUUUCAACACCUCUUGGGAAUGGAGUACGAAUAAAUGUAGCAGCAAAUGGUACAUUUUUUACUUUUGUCGUUGCUUUGCUGCAAGAAUAUAAAAACUCAUCGCUAGGACUCGCUGGGAAAUGGAAUGAUGAUAUUGAAGACGAAUUUACUCUUCCCAAUGGAACAGUUUUACCAAUUGAAGCUAGUGAUUCACAAAUUUUCUAUAACUUUGGAGAAUUGUGGAGAGUUCCAAACAACGAAGUAAUUUACCAAUCUGAAAAUGAUGAGGCUUUCAGGUGUCCUCCAAACUUUGUACCUGUGUUUAUUAAUGAAGCAUUGAAUAGUCUUAAUGCCGAUACCACGUUAAAAGAAGAGGCUAAUAAAGUUUGCGGUGAGGAUGUUACUUGCCUCUUUGAUAUUGGUGCAACACUUAACGUGGAGAUUGGGAAGUCAACAAUCGAUGAAAUUACCACAAUAAACAAUGAAAUUGAAGAAGCAGAAAACCGGCUACCUUUUUUCAUUGGAAAUGUAUCGACUAUCAACGUAACUCUCGGAGAAACAUUUAACUUGGUGUUAGAAGCAGAAGAUCCUGAUGGUGAUGCUUUGUCUUUUGCAAUUUCUUCUCUUCCCAAUGGGUCUUACUUUACCCAAACUGCAAAGCAUUUAAAUUUUACUUGGAAUGUUCAAUCUGACGAAGUGGUUGGUCUUACAUUCAUUGUCACUGAUUCAAAGAAUGGAUCGGCAACACUGAAUCCAGCUAUCCAACUUUGUAAAUGUCAAAAUGGUGCUUGUUUUGUACCUGCAGCAACAUCCGACGAAGUAGCUGCAUCUAAAUCUUCAUUUCUUAUAAUGUCUUGCGCAUGUCAAAUGGGCUACACUGGUCGAUUUUGUGAAUCAAUCCAAGAUUUCUGUGAAGGUGGUUUGUCACCACCCUGUCAUCCCUUGGUUACUUGCACCAACAAACCAACUGGUCCAGAAUGUGGCGGUUGUCCCAGUGGAUAUGAAGGAAACGGAUUAUUUUGCCUUGAUGUGGAUGAGUGCACAGAAGGUGUGAGUGGGUGCAAUCAACGUUGCACAAAUAACGCAGGCUCCUUUAAAUGUUCUUGUAUGAAUGGGUUUACUUUAGACUCGGAUGAAAGAACUUGCAAUGACAUUAAUGAAUGCAGAAGACCAAAUGAUUGUGCUCAGAUUUGUAGAAAUAACAUUGGCUCAUUCAGUUGUGGUUGUCGUUUUGGAUUCGUGGUUGAUCCAAAUAAUUUGCAAAACUGUAUAGCUCAAACAAAGUGCAGCGAAAACCACAAUUGUUCGCAAGAAUGUUUUUUUGAUAGUUCAAAAGGAGAAACAUGUAUGUGCCGUUCUGGAUACUUACUUCAAUCUGACGAGAAAACGUGUGAAGACAUUAAUGAAUGUACAAAUCCACGAAGUAACCUCUGCUCCCAAAGGUGCCAAAAUACAAUAGGAAGUUACAAUUGCAUAUGUUUACCUGGAUACACUUUGACAGGAAUAACGAAUUGCGAAGACAUUAAUGAGUGCUUAAUGGGCAGUGGCUUCAGAUGUAGAUGCUCAAGAGGAUUAAACUUAGUCCUGGAAAAUGGUAGAUGCGUAUUUCAAGACGGAAAUGUUGUGGUUGAUGGUGCUCCACCACCACCUAAGGCAAACAACGAACAAAUAAAUAAUGCUGUGGAAAUAACAAUCGUCAACUUCCAGACCUCAAAUUACACAGAAGAGAUAAACGACAAAUUCAAACAAGAGGUGGCCGAUUUACUUAAUGCCUUUUGCAACGAGAAUGAACUACGUCCUCAAGAUUGUGGCGUGUCGCAAAACUCUUUGCAGCUUAGUGUACUUAACGUGGAAAGACUUCCUGGUUAUCCAAAUAACACUGGAAACAACGUCACUCUAAGAUUUUAUGUUGAUUAUCCAGAAGAUAUUCGAAAUGGUACAAUGAACAGAGCAACAUUAGGAUCAAUUGUUUUCACCGAAUUGCAAAAAUUGCAAACCGCUCUAAGCCUGACAUUAAUUGUUAACACACCACUACUUGGAGAUGUGACACCACCAUCUGCAGCACAACUCAAUAACACCGUCUUGCUAACCAUUUCCAAUUUUGCAGCGAACCAGUGGACAACAUUAUACGACAGAAUUUUCAGAAGAGCAGUGGCUGUCACUAUUAAUAAAUAUUGUGAAAGGGACAACUACACUCGUUCUCAAGAUUGCCUUCUACUAGGCUCCGACAGUUUCCAGGAAGGACAAGUUAGUCGGACACCAGGCUAUCCACGUGCGAAUGGGCAAGGUGUUGAUAUCCAAUUUUAUGUCAAUCAAAAAAACUCACAAAAGCCUCUUCCUCGUCUUACACUUGCAUCAAUACUAGCUGAAACACCUCUAGAGGAUGCCCUGUCACGAAAAGUUGAAAUACGAUCUUCAUUUAAGCCCCUGGACCCACCACUUGCUAGCUCUGAACAAAUGUCUAACAGUGUUGUCAUAAGAAUCGAGUUUAGUUUGAACCAGUGGAACUACUUGAUCGACCGUCGAUUGAGAGCAACUGCUAUUGCCCCACGUAUUACCGAGUAUUGUAGUUCAAAUAACAUAGAUUGCCAAGUACAGAAUGGCACAUCGACGUCGUUUACCGUUGCUGAUAUCCAGCGUAAUUCAAGCACAACACCCACUCAAUUCAAUGCCAAUGAGAUUGAUUAUAGUUUCUACGUUAACUAUCCUGAACAAAACAAUUCUAUCACACGGGAGAUCCUUGCGUCUAUUGUAAAGGUUGAGUUGGGUGCAAUGCAAUCGUUAUCAAGGCUCUUAUUUUCACUUCAAACAUCGUUUGCACCUUCCACUCCUCCUGAACCAACCAAACUUCAGUCCAGAAACACAGUUCAAAUCAAGAUCAAAAGCACAAAAGCUAAUCAGUGGAGCGCAAUUCAAGACAACAAGUUCCGAAAAGCUAUUGCCUCCCAAAUAACGAAAUAUUUCUCUGAUAAUUUUGCUAUAUGUGUAUUUGAAAGUCAGUCAACAUUUUACUCUUCACAAGUGAUUCGUCUUAAAGAUUCUCCAGUACAAGAUGGCGCCGAUGCUACAUAUACGUUCUUUGUUAACUACCUUCCACCACGGAAUAGUCCCAUACAACGCAAUUUUCUUGCUGGGAUCUUGAUGAGCAAAAUUAAAGAACUUCAAACGGAAACGAAAUUUGAUCUAAUGGUGAACACAUCCACAUUAGCCGCACCAGCUACUGCUGCUGCAAAUAAUAAUACUGUUAUCGUUGCUGUUCUUAAUUUCACAGCAGAUCAAUGGUCGGCAGUACAAGAAAAUUUAUUUCAAUGUUACAUGGCAGCAACAAUUGCAGAAUUCUGUACGGAAGGUCGUGAAUGUAGAGCUACUAGGAAUCAAGUUUCGAAGUCCAACGUACAUAUUGUUCAAGGUUCUCCUAGACAAAAUGCUUCAAAUGUAAAUAUAGAGUUCUUUGUAAGCUAUCCUAGUGGUGGUAACUUAGCAAAAGAACUGCUUGUGGUGAUUCUUAACCGAAAUCUCACGUCAAUUGAAUCAAACAUUGGGCUUAGAAUCGUUCUUCUUACAACAAUCGUUGUUCCACCCCCACCAACAGCUAAUGAAGAUAAUGAGGCCAAUGCUAUAAGCAUCAUAAUAAAAAAUUAUCAAGCGAGCCAGUGGAAUCAAAGAGAUACGCUUUUCCGAGAAAAUAUGGCGGAAGAAAUCAACAUUUUCUGUGCUGAGGUUGAUAUUUGCAAUCCUCCAUUGGAUAAAGGAAACAAUCUCACCGCAGAAAAUAUUCAACGGUUGCCUGACUUUCCAAUCCAAGUUGGUAACAAUGCAAAUCUAUCUUUUUACGCCGAGCUUCCUCACAGAAAUGAGUCGUUACCUAAAGACCUUCUCGCAACAAUAUUCAUCGAAAAACAAGAUGCUAUAUUGUCUGGUCUGGAAAUUGAAGUUCCACCUGUAGACCUCCCUCGUGCAAAUCUUUCACAAGAGGAAAAGAAUAACACAGUGACUCUUGCAAUACUCGGUCGCAAUGUCGAUAAGGUAAAUCUGUUUGUCAUUUUUGAAAUAAGAAGAGUAAUGGCAGAAAGAAUGAACGAAUUCUGUUCUAGUACUGACAUAGAUAUUUGCCGACUUCAGAGAAAUAGUCGAAGAAAGAAAAGAGCAAUUAUUGGCCAAACAUUUAAUGAAAGUGACAUUACCAUCGACACAGAUGCUCUUACUAGUGUUGGAGGGCGUGCAGUGUUAGAAAUAAGCGUCAACAAGCCUGGUACAACAGAUCCAGUGGAAAAAACUCUUGUUGAAGAAGCCUUAAGUCAACCUUUACGAGGCAACAAUCUUCAACUGACUCUUUCUGAACCAAUAAGAAACAUAGCAAGUCAUCCUAAUGCAAUAACUCUUAGGUUGAGAAAUUUUAAUCGAUUACAGUGGACACCAUCCCUAGAAGUAUCAUUUCGUUACAACGUGUCAAAGGCUGUCAUUGGGUUUUGCAAUUUGAGAUUGAAUUUGUGUAACUUCACCAGAAAUGAAGUGAAUAACAUCAACUUCAGAAACGUAGAAAUAUUAACAGGCUCUCCUUUGCAAAAUGGAGUGGAUUCGCUGUUGUCCUUCUUUAUUCUACAACCUGAGGGAUCAACAUUGUCUCCAGUGGUCCUUGCAACUAUUGUGGAGUUAGUAAGAGUAUUACCUAACUCCUACUCCGUGGAAACACCAGCAGUAAAUGUCAACUUGUCACAACUGCAAGAGUCAAAUCUUGUAAAUCUCUUAAUACUUGAUAACAGAACCAUCAACGAUGAGGCACUGAAACUGGACAUAGAAAUUUCGAUAGCGAAGAGAUUAAAUACGUAUUGCUUCAAUAGAAAUGCUUCUGAAGUUUGCUCGUCUGACAAGAAUUUUACCCUCAACGAAAUAAUAACUCAAAUUGAUACAUCAAAUGUGAUCCGUUUUGUCGUUUUAAAUCCUGUCACAACCAAUCCAAUAUCAUCAAAAAACGUUCAGGAGGCAAUAAAUGGAAGUUUUACGUCAGAUAUUUUCAAAUUACGACUUUCUAUCACCAUCCCUCCACUACCUGAUCCAGACGCGGCCAAUGCUGUCAGCAUCUUACUAAAGGAUUUUACUGCAAGCGAGUGGAGCACAAGAGAUUUGGUUUUCCGGCAGAAAAUGGCUGAACAAAUAAACGUUUUCUGUGAUGAAGUCAAUAUUUGCAAUUCUCCUUUGUCCAAAGAAAUCAACCUCACAGCAGAAAAUAUUCAAAGGCUGCCGGAUUCACCAUUCCAAGAUGGCAAAGAUGCAAAUCUAUCCUUUUACGUAAAAGUUCCUCACAGAAAUGGAUCAUUUCCUAAAAAUCUUCUGGCGACAAUCUUUACGGAAAACAAGAUGUGGUAUUGCCUGGCAUAGAGGUUUCAACUCCACCUGUAGACCUCCCUCGUGAAACACUUUCAUCUGAGCAGAAGAAUAACACAGUGACUCUUGCUAUACAUGGUCGCGAUGUCAAUAAGGUCAAUCUGUUUGUAUUUUUUGAAAUACGAAGAGCAAUGGCAGAAAGAAUGAACGAGUUUUGUUCGAGUACUGACGUAGAUAUUUGCCGACUUGAAAGAAAUGG